GGACGAGGCUACUCCGAGAGGUUCGGCCUGUACUACGAGACUUCAGGAACCAGAAUAAACCACGUUACCCAAAAGCCUCGGUUCAGUACUACAAACGCAUCAUCAGCUCCAACGGAUUCCCCAACCAGAGAGAGGUAGAGAAUUGGAAGAGGAAGGCCACAGAGACCUGCUCUUCCAGUAACCAGCUCCUGGCUGCAGAGGAACAACGGAGUACUGCUGCCAAUAUACUAAGACUUAUACAUGACCCCCUGACCAGCCAUAUGGAGAUGGUCACAGAGGUGGUGGUCCCCACUGUGUGUACCCUGUGUAUCCUCCUAUCUGCGGUCUUCCUCAUGUUCCUGCUGCGGAGACACAACUAGAUAUACUACUACUACACUACUAGAUAUACUACUACACUACUACUACACUACUAGAUAUACUACUACACUACUAGAUAUACUACUACACAACUAGAUAUACUACUACUACACAACU
Molecule: messenger RNA, 474 nt
Organism: Oncorhynchus gorbuscha (pink salmon)
Lineage: Eukaryota; Metazoa; Chordata; Actinopteri; Salmoniformes; Salmonidae
Product: lactase-like protein
Exons: 4
Source: RefSeq, a predicted model, not a curated record